This is a messenger RNA of Gadus chalcogrammus (walleye pollock), 1700 nucleotides long. Its product is annotated as ran GTPase-activating protein 1-like. Bases 111 to 1700 code for a protein of 529 amino acids. Gene Ontology annotation, biological process: nucleocytoplasmic transport; signal transduction; activation of GTPase activity. The record is from RefSeq and is a predicted model, not a curated record. NCBI's taxonomy places the organism in Eukaryota, Metazoa, Chordata, Actinopteri, Gadiformes, Gadidae. Gene Ontology annotation, cellular component: nucleus; cytosol; perinuclear region of cytoplasm. The transcript is spliced from 15 exons. Gene Ontology annotation, molecular function: small GTPase binding; GTPase activator activity.
CGUAGAAUAAAUUAAGUGACGUCACGCAGUGUAGCCACCGGCGCGCCUUCUGGAGAGCGAAACGAUCAACCGCUGUGUUCACAUCAACAAGAGUGAAAUUGUGAAACGCCAUGGCUGCAGAUGAUAUAGGACAGUUAGCCGAUGCGCUGUCCAGGACCCACGUCGGAGAUGGAGAAUUGAGCUACCAAGGCCGAGGACUGAAGCUUGACAACGCAGAGUCAGUGGCAGGCUUGGUGACAGAGAUCGCUCAGUACCAGGGACUACGUGCCCUGCGUUUGGAAGGGAACACCAUUGGAGUGGAGGCGGCGCAAGCCAUCGCCAAAGCCCUUGAAGACAAAGACCAACUUCAGAAAUGCCAUUGGAGCGAUAUGUUUACCGGAAGGCUGCGUGCUGAGAUCCCGACAGCGCUGCGGUCCCUGGGCAGUGCCAUCACGAGUGCAGGGGCCCGCCUCUCAGAGCUGGACCUGAGCGACAACGCCUUCGGGCCGGACGGAGUGAAGGGCAUCGAGCAGCUGCUAAUGAGCUCCUCCUGCCACUCACUGAAGGUGCUCCGCCUCAACAACUGUGGCAUGGGCAUCGGAGGGGGCAAGAUCCUGGCAGAGGCUCUGACUGAGUGCCACAGACGUUCUUCAGCCCUGGGUGCUCCACUCAGGCUCCGGGUGUUUAUCGCUGGGAGGAAUCGCCUGGAGAACGAAGGAGCCAGUGCCCUGGCUAAGGCCUUUAAGCUGCUGGGCAGCCUGGAGGAGUUGCAUGUGCCCCAGAACGGCAUCAACCACCCUGGCAUCAGAGCGCUGGCUUCGGCCAUGCAGCACAACCCCCACCUCCGCGUGCUCAACCUCAACGACAACACCUUCACCAAGAGAGGGGCUCUGGCCAUGGCACAGGCUCUGAGGCAUCUGAAGAACAUCCAGGUGAUCAACUUCGGCGACUGUCUGGUCCGCACAGAGGGAGCCAUGGCCCUGUCCGCCUUUGUUGUAACACGGUUGCCGGGUCUGCAGGAGCUGAACCUGUCCUUUGGAGAGAUCACCGAGCCUGCAGCUCUGCUGCUGGCCCAGGCGGUGCUGAACAAGCCCCAGAUGGAGAAAGUGGAUCUCAACGGGAACUGUCUUGGAGAGGAGGGAUGCGAAGCGCUGAGGGAAGCCAUGGAGGUCAUGGACAAAGCGGACAUGUUGGCAUCGCUCAGCGACGAUGAAGGAGAACCCGAUGACGAGGAUGACAAUGAGGAUGACGAUGAUGAUAAUGAGACUGAUGAAGAUGACAACGAGACUUUUGAAGAUGAGGAGAAGGAGAAUCUGGAUGAGGAAGAGGAGCACAGCAAGGAAAACGGAGUGAACUGUAAUGGGAACUCACCCAGUAGCAAACUUCAGAGCCCCAUAGCAUCGUACCUCUGCAGCCCCUCUUCAGAGAAGGAGCUGGACCUUGAAGACAAGACCGCCAGCCUAGAGCACCAGGUGGACGCCGAUGACCCCGAGAGGGCGGCAGACGUGCUCCUGAAGAUCUCCGCCUCGUACAAGGAGGAGGCCGAGUCCGGGGAGGCCCUUCUGGAGGCCGUGGACGCCGUGCUGAAGACCAUGCUGUCGGCCUCGCUGCUUCAGUCCACCUGCUUCCUCUCCACCCUGCUGGUCCACAUGGGACUGCUUAAGCAGCCCUACUUCCAGCAGCACCACGCCCUGCUGCUGCACACGGUCCUCUGCAGGUGA